UCCCUCGGUGGCGAGAGACUCUGCGCGGGGCGCUCCGAGGGGAUCUGGAGAUGAACAACUCCAUAAUGCCGUCUACAUACGUGCACCGCCUUGGCUACGGCAUGAUGAGGCAACUAGCCGAUUUCAUUGAUCCACAGGAAGGAUGGAAGAAAUUAGCAACAGAUAUAAAAAAUCCCUCUGGUGCAAGUAGAUACAACCAAAUGCACAUACGGCGUUUUGAAGCAUUAAAGCAAGUAGGAAAGAGUCCUACCUGUGAAUUACUUUAUGACUGGGGGACCCAAAAUUGUACAGUUGGUGAUCUGGUGGACCUGUUGAUCAGGAAUCAGUUCUUGGCACCAGCUAGUCUUUUGCUUCCAGAUUCUGUAAGGGUGACAGAGAACACUACAGUGCACUUGUCUUUACAAGAAACAACGUGUCUAAAUGAAGAAGAAACUUCUCUACAGGAAAAACAAAAGGCACCUGUAUCACCUCUCUUGGUUCCUGAUAAUGGGUCCCUAAGUUCACCUUCUUGUGGCCUCAGUAUGGAGAAGAGUGACUUGCAACUCAAUGAUACAGGGUUACAGAGCUUUUUGUUUCUUGAACUGAAAAGUUUUACCAAUAACUUUGAUGAUCGAACUGUGUCAGAUGGAGGCAACAAGCUUGGUGAAGGAGGCUUCGGAGUGGUGUUCAAGGGAUGCAUCAAUGGCAGAACAGUGGCAGUGAAAAAACUUACUGCUUUGACUGAUGUAAGCAUUGAAGACCUGAAAAAGCAGUUUGAGCAAGAAAUAAGGAUUAUGGCAAAAUGUCAACAUGAGAACCUAGUAGAAUUGCUUGGUUUCUCAAAUGACUUUGAUCAGCCUUGCCUAGUUUAUGAUUAUAUGCCUAAUGGCUCAUUGCUUGAUCGACUAGCUUGUCUGGAUAACACUUCACCAAUUCCUUGGGGAAUGAGAUGUAACAUUGCUCAAGGUGCAUCAAAUGGAAUCUGUUAUUUACAUGAAAAUAAUCACAUUCACAGAGACGUUAAAAGUGCAAAUAUCUUACUAACUGAAAAAUUUGUGCCUAAGCUUUCUGACUUUGGACUUGCAAGGGCAUCAGUAAGGUUCACACAUACUAUACUAACAGAGAGAAUAGUCGGAACAGCGGCCUACAUGGCGCCAGAGGCGUUGCGUGGGGAGAUAACCCCUACAUCGGAUGUCUUCAGCUUUGGUGUGGUGUUACUUGAAAUAAUAACAGGGCUUACUCCCGUGGAUGAAAAUCGGGAUCCCCAGUUACUGCUGACUAUCAAAGAGGAAAUUGAAGAUGAAGAAAAGACUAUUGAAGAUUGUGUUGAUGAAAAGAUGAGCAAUUGGGAUAUUACAUCAGUUGAGCAGAUGUAUUCAAUCGCUUGCCAUUGUCUGAAUGAAAGGAAAAACCGGAGGCCUGAUAUUAAGACGGUCAAACAACAUUUACAAGAAUUGCUGAUCAAAUAAGGUCUCUUCUAUGUCUUGACAUAGCAUCUAGUGCACCUCACAAGGAGGUUUGCGGGGUGGGGUGGGGAAUACCCCCUGUUGAGUUGCUCCCUUCUGGUCCAAACAAACUUCUCUUUCAUUUGUAUAUCUGUGUUUUGUAGGGUUGUUACAGUUCAUGUUUUUUUAAAUGAAUUUAUGUUUUUUGUGGCACUAUUGCUUUGUCACUUUCCUAGACUGUGGAGCGAAAAACCUUCCUCAAAGCCUUAUUCAUAUGUUCUUGCAAACGAUCUGCUAUUUCCCUCCUAGAACUAUGUCCCUCGGUGGCCAUUUUGCCUGGCUGCAGCAUGACGCAGAUCGACUGCUGUUAUGGCUCCUCUUUUCCUACAGCUGUUUCUCGAAGUGGCCAUUCUGCCACCUUAUUAAAUAUUUAACUUUGAAGAAUUAGGCCCCCCCUUUCUCAUUUUGAACUAGGUCUUUUAACCUGUGUUUUUAAAUACCUUUGUACAAUGCCUAGAAAACAUUAGGUCAGGAUGUGUGGCCCUCCAGGACUUGUUGGAUUGCAACUCCCAUCAGCCCUAAGUGACAUAGCCAAUGGUAAGGGAUGAUGGGAGUUGCAAUCCAGCAACAUCUGGAGAGCUACACAUUCCUUAUCCCUGCUUUAGGUGCUAUAAUAAGAAUAGAAACAUCACAUCCUGUGUUAAAAACAGAAUUAUGGAAGGGAUCGCACCUGUCCAGCUGGGAUACUCUUAAUCAGUGGAUUUUGCAUUUUCAAUUCCAGUUUUGGAAGUUAUAAUAAUAAUAAUUAUAAUUAAAUAUUUAUUUCUUACCCUCCUCUCCCUCUGGAUUGAGGCAGGGAACAACAUUAGAUAUCAAUACCAUAAAAUACAUAAAACUGAUUAAAACAUAUAAAACUAAUACAAUAUUAAAAUAACUGUCAAAUAUCUUAUUUUAAGAUUGUGAGAUUAUUAUUUUUUUUAAAAAAAAUCUAGAUCUAUUAUAAUGCAGAGAGAGAUAUGGAUGUCAGACACUUCUAAAUGCCUACAUUCCCGUAAGACCAUUUCUAAAAAAAGAAGAAGUUUACCAUACUUUUUGUAAAUAGGAGUUUGGGGAACUCAUACAUUAUAGAAAAGCCUUUUUAAUAUGAAUAUUUAAAGCAAACUAGUUUGCGAACAUUGCAGUAUUCAAAGUUUGCAGUGUUCAACAGUAGAUGUAAAUACACUAUCUGGAAGCACAAAGCCAUGUUUGAAGGUCCUUGUGGAAUUGGCAUUUAUUUGUUUUAUAGUCCUAUGAUGGUUCUUUUUCUAAGAAAUCUGUUAUAUUCGCUGUGAAGAAAAUGAGAACUGAAAUUAGAAUUAAAUUAUUUAAAGCUGAAAA
This is a messenger RNA of Elgaria multicarinata webbii, 2801 nucleotides long. RefSeq names its product interleukin 1 receptor associated kinase 4 (gene IRAK4). The record is from RefSeq and is a predicted model, not a curated record. Lineage: Eukaryota; Metazoa; Chordata; Lepidosauria; Squamata; Anguidae. Gene Ontology annotation, biological process: protein phosphorylation; signal transduction. The transcript has 12 exons. Gene Ontology annotation, molecular function: magnesium ion binding; ATP binding; protein serine/threonine kinase activity. The coding region runs from base 51 to 1448 and encodes 465 amino acids.